UCAUCUACUUAUAGUCUCUCUAAUCUGUACAAGCAGUUGCCAUUGCAACUGGUUCUUUUUGUAAUAUAAAUUUUUAAUUAGUCCAGUAAUUAAUCUAUGGUUACCUUUAAUUAAUAUUGACUUAUGCCAGAUUUGUAAUAAAUACUUAGGUACAGUUUUGUAUAAUUAUGUACCUAGCAAGAUUUUAACAACAAAGUUUGAAGAUUAUAUAAUGAAAAUCUUUUUUCUAUACGAUUCGAUCAGGUGACAAUUAAUAAAAUGUUCAUGCAGAGGUUAAGUUUUCGUGUUUCUUCUUCUGUGAAAUAUCAUUGGAAGUAUUGUGAUCAGUGUAUCAAGUUAUAUUCAACACAAGUUAAAAAUAAACCACUACACAAUGGUGGUCCAUGGUAUGCAUAUACGAAGAAAGUCGAAGAUGGUAUCUUAAGUAAGGAUCCAUAUCAGGAAAAAAUAAUGCAGCAGUUACAAGAGAUAUACCAAGAAGUGACAAAGUUUGAAAGACCUACAACACAAGGUCGUAGUAGUGGCUCAAUAUUUAGUUUUUUUAAAAAAAGUGAACCUGAAAGAAUUAUUGCACCCAAAGGUCUAUACAUUUUUGGAAGUGUUGGUGGAGGAAAAACGAUGUUAAUGGAUUUAUUUUAUGAAUCUCUUCCGAUAAAAGAAAAGUUGCGUGUACAUUUCAAUUCAUUUAUGCUGAACAUACAUGCUCGUAUACAUGAGCUAAAAAUUAAGUCUGGCAAAGGUGCAAGUUCAUUCAGAGAUGAAGGUGCAAAACCCUUUGACCCUAUACCACCAGUAGCUGCAGAUAUUACACAAGAAUCCUGGCUUAUAUGCUUUGAUGAAUUUCAAGUGACAGAUAUUGGGGAUGCUAUGAUAUUAAAACGUCUUUUUACUCAGUUGUUUGAUAAUGGCUGUGUGGUGAUAGCUACGAGUAAUAGGAAGCCAGAUGACUUGUACAAAAAUGGUUUACAGAGAUCUAACUUCUUGCCAUUCAUACCAGUGUUAAAAUCACAUUGUAAUGUGCUUCAGUUAGAUUCAGGAAUUGAUUACAGAUUACGGGGAAGUGGCAAUAAGUAUAGCAAAUAUUUUAUGAACAGUGAAUUAACAGAAGAGAACAAUGCGGUAGACAAUUUAUUUAAAUUUCUUAUUUCUAAAGAGACAGAUACAGUCAGACCUAGAGUUAUAAACAUUAUGGGCAGAAAUGUUAAGUUUGCCAAGUCUUGUGGAAGAAUUUUGGAUUCAACUUUUGAAGAACUGUGUGAUAGACCUCUGGGUGCCAGCGAUUAUCUUGUUAUUUCAAAAACAUUCCAUACAGUGUUUAUAAGAAACUUACCUCAGAUAUCUAUAAUAAAACAUAGAUCUCAGCUCAGAAGAUUUAUUACACUUAUAGAUACUCUUUAUGAUAAUAGAGUAAGGGUAGUAAUAGCAGCUGAUUGUGAGCCUAAGGACCUGAUGAAAGUAAAUGAGGAAAAAGAAGUGGGUGAUGCUGAUAGAGCUCUUAUGGAUGAUUUGAAGAUAACUAAAGAUUCUGAAGAUGCAAGAGCUGCUAUAUUCACGGGUGAAGAGGAAAUGUUUGCUUGUGACCGGUGUUUAUCAAGAAUAAUGGAAAUGCAAACUGAGGAAUAUUGGGAGAAAUGGGGAAAACAUCUAAAUUAAUGGAUCAAGAAUAGUUAAUAUUAGCUAAAUAAAUUAUUUAAAUUAGUAAUUUUUUUUCACCUGCCAUUACAUUGUACUUGGGAUAUACUGUAUGAGUCCUAGAUUCAUAAUGAGUAAUCAGUUUUAUUUUUUUAGGUAUUAUAUAAUACCUUGAUACUACAUUGUACCUUGUUGAUGUACAGUCAGUAUUACUCAACAUUGUCAUAAAUAUUUAUUUCAUACUAACUUUAUUGUUUGUGUGUGUAUAAGGGUUACUUAAUUUUGACUGUUAGGUUUUGAUUACGCACAUACACAUGUUAGUAUUUUUUAUGUGUAUGUCAAAUAUUUUUUUAUUAAUUUAUUAAAAUUUAUAUAGACAUCUAAUGUCAUGCAUAAUAAUGCCAAUUGAUUCGACUUUAUUGUUACGUACCUGUUUAGUGUUGAAGAGUUUUAUUUUGUUAACUAUUUAUUUGAAAUAAGAAUGAAAUAAAAGUUAUAAAUAUAUAA
Molecule: messenger RNA, 2139 nt
Organism: Galleria mellonella (greater wax moth)
Lineage: Eukaryota; Metazoa; Arthropoda; Insecta; Lepidoptera; Pyralidae
Product: putative ATPase N2B
Exons: 7
Coding region: 259-1653 (464 amino acids)
Cellular component (GO): mitochondrion; cytoplasm
Molecular function (GO): ATP binding; ATP hydrolysis activity
Source: RefSeq, a predicted model, not a curated record